Molecule: messenger RNA, 1854 nt
Organism: Tigriopus californicus
Lineage: Eukaryota; Metazoa; Arthropoda; Copepoda; Harpacticoida; Harpacticidae
Product: AKT-interacting protein-like
Exons: 6
Coding region: 722-1720 (332 amino acids)
Source: RefSeq, a predicted model, not a curated record
UCCCCACUCAAGUCGAACAGUUUUGAGGGCGCUCAAUUAAAUGGCCCUCCUGGGCCGAGCUGAGUGAUCCAAGAUAGGGAAUGACGCAAAUUAAAGACUUCGGUUUGCUUGUUCUGCUCUCGUCAGAAAUCAAUUUGAGAACAAGCCUUCAGCCAGUGCCGUCAAUAACGUCACUUGAAAGACCUUUGUGGGGUCCAAUCGCCUUGAGGGCGUUUGCAGGGACCGAGCUUUGUAGUACAGAAUUGCCGUCUUCACUCCAUCCACUCUUUGUGCUAGCUGGGCCUUGGCACUGGCUGCAAACUGGAUCGUCCCCGAGGACUGCUCGAACACUGAACACGUUGUUGGAGGUUAAUGCGUACCUCUGUUCUCAGAAAUGAACUCCAAUGACUACGAUGAUUGCGAUUCUGACGAGAAUGGUGAAUACUGGUCAUUGAGGAUCACUCUGGGUUGGUUAUGGCACAUCACUUUACAUCAUCAUCACCAUCAUCGUCUACCCACGUCGUUGAAUCUCUCUUUCUCUCUCUCACACACUUUAUCCAGUACAACUACGUAUGAGCGAGUGUGCCUAGCUCAGUUAGUUUGGCGUCACUUGAGUAACCGUGCCAGAAGCAGUUCUUAUUCUGGGUCUCAGAGAAUACACCUCCUAUGGAUCAGAUGGAAGAGGGCCGGCCCAAGUGGACCCGCGCCCCCGCGUUGGGGUAGAGUCUAGCCACGAGUUGUGAUGGUUGAAAGAUUCUGCUUCAGGUCUGGUUCAAAAAUGCAUCCCCUUCCUAGUCAUCCCUCAACAGGAAGGUCGGAUACUAAUGAGGCUUUAGAGGGUGGGCCUCAAGACCAAUCUACCAACAGCCAUGGGGCGCCUCCUGGUGCGCCUCCUGGUGCCAAGUCAUUUUCCAGAGGCUCGGCUCUCCGUGGGUCGUUGAGAAAGAUGCUACCACCUGUGCCGGACAUGGACACGCAAAUCUCGUUGUCGGCCAAAAUGAUUGACAAACGAACCAGCACUCCCAAAGGAAACCAUAGUUAUGGGCCGUUUUUCUUAGAAUAUUCUCUUCUGGCCGAAUUCAACUUACUGCAAAAGCAGCGAUUGCCUGGCCUUUAUGUCAUCCCCUCGCACGGAUCAUCCCUCGUCUGGUUUGGAAUUAUCUUCAUUCGGCAAGGGAUUUAUCAGGAAGGUGUGUUUAGGUUCAAAGUACUGAUUCCUGAAAAUUUUCCGGAUGGAGAUUGUCCCAAAAUCAUGUUUGACCAUUCGGUUUUUCAUCCGGCUGUGGAUCCGGAGACAAAUGAAUUGAACUUGAAGAACACGUUCCCAAAGUGGAAGAGGAAUAUUCACCACAUCUGGCAGAUUUUGUUAUACAUCCGGAAAGUGUUUUACAAGAUCGAUCCUCAAGAAAUGAAAAAUGUGGAAGCUUGCUCACUAUUUGUCAAAGAUCGCAAUCAAUUCAAAGACAAAGUCAGAGCUUGUGUCUUGGAAUGGGAAACCAGAUUGUAUGAAGUUCCAGAGACCAGAGAUCCACAUUUUCUCACGUUUUCACCUUACAACCCAGAGAUCCACGAUAGUGUUCGAAGACAAUUGGCCUCUAAUCAUUCUGAAUUCUCAUCGCUUCCGGUCCAAGAUCCAUACUUAGAUCCAAACCACGGCGGAGAUGUCAGUAGAGCCAGAAGUAAUGGCUUCUCGUUUUUGGAUAAAGGGAGUCUGACUGUAUUUUCGAAGAACUCACUUUGACAAAAUAUUCAAUUCAGGCGUCAAAUAAUACUAAUGUUGCAAAUGAGUGAUGAGAUAUAUUCUAUUUACAAUUGUCAAAGUAGUCACAUUAAUGCUUAACAUUAAUACCAAAUAAUACAUGAUUCAUGAUUUUA